Andrographis paniculata is the source of this 3191-nucleotide messenger RNA. RefSeq lists its product as uncharacterized. Lineage: Eukaryota; Viridiplantae; Streptophyta; Magnoliopsida; Lamiales; Acanthaceae. The record is from RefSeq and is a predicted model, not a curated record. The transcript is spliced from 9 exons. The coding region runs from base 798 to 2801 and encodes 667 amino acids.
CGGUCUGCUCCGCCUGCGCAGGUGGUUUUUUUUUUUAAAAAAAAGAUAAUUCACCAAACCGGCGGUUCACGGUUUGUAAUUUUUAUGUUUCAGUUUGAACCGUAACCGCCAGUUCAAAAACCGGAAAACCGGCGGUUCGAAACCGAGGCAAGUCUGAAACCGGCCAUGCCAUUGAUUUACGUGUUUCAAUGAUCAGACAUCGGACGGAGACUUUGGGCAGUUUCGGUGAUCCAUCCUCCGGUGACUGACUACACAAAUAGAUCAGAUCGGAAAACAACAACGGACGGACGGACGGACUACAGCGGUAGCCGGUCUUGAGCACUCCGAUGGCGGUCGAACCGCCGGUUCGAAACCAUUGGCAUGUCUACGUUCCAUCCACCAUACGAAUUCCAUUUCCAUCAUCAUGUCGCCAUUUGAUCCUCCAUUGAAAUUGAAAUGCAAAUCUCUCCCACUCUCCUCUGCUCCCCUCUACGUUCAUAUAUAUAGAUAUAUAUAUAUUCUCCCCCUUAUUUCGGUUUCUUAUCUAUGUUUCCUGCCUUCCGUUCUUGCCAUUGAUUCAGGAAUCGCGCGCUGGCUCUCCAUUCAUUGUCUUCUACGUCGACGUGUUUAAUUUCGGCGGAUUUGUUAUGAGAUGAAGCUCUUCGGCGGUGUCUCAAUGUUUUGAUCAUUCGCAAUUCUCGAAUUCUCCUGUAUCACCUGGGGAUUUUGCAUAUUUAUUGCUUUGACGGACAAUUAUGAAUCUAGCUACAACGUCUAUAUUUUAGUUUUUUUGCUCCAAACCUUUGAAAUGUUGGUGAAUGGAUGAGGCAGUGUUGGAUGGAACGAUUUCAAGGAAGGAGAAGUUGACUCCGACCGAGGAGCGUAGUAAAGUGGUGAUGGCUAAAUGCGGACACGAACGAUGGAUUUUCCCCUUAACGAGUCUGCAGAUAGGGGAUAUGCAGUCCUACUUCGCACAUCUCAACUUAUUUCUUGCUUUUGAAAGUGGAAAAUUCUACAUAUUAGUCGAGAACAGACCACGUUCGAAAGAGCAUAUGUCAGAUCCUACGCAUUGGUGGCAGUUGAUGGUCACUAAGUCCAGGUUAUCCCCAUUCGUGACUACAAGAGCCAGAAAAGAGGAAAAGAUGCUUGAAGAACUUACAGAACUGCAGGGUUCUUCUGCUCCCGGUGCUAGCCUUACACCCGAGAGAAAGUGGUUUGCCUUGACGGAUGCCUUGACAUUGUCCCGGCACAGAGCCCUUCAGCCCGUACACAAGCUCCGGAAUGCUUUGAUUGAAAACAGCAAGUUGCUGCACCAAACAUUCAGUGGCUUCAUUGUGUUUGAGGUCACUUGGAACAAUGUGCGGGGUAUUAACUACCUAAACGAACUUCAGACCGACACAUUGCUUGCAAUUGAAGCAAAACUCAUGAGAAGAUGGGAAUUCGACAGUAUUGCACAAGCUGCAGCAAGCACAAGUACAUGGUUUUCGGGGACAGUGAGCGAGCAUAUAGUCUUAAAAAAGCAUCUGGAUGCCGCUAUAGGGGAAGUCUAUCAUGAUGUUCAAGAAAGGCUACCAAUGAUUACUGAGGAUGAUAUGGAUGACGUACCGAAUGAAGCCAGGAACGACUCUCCUAGUUGCACUUCUUGUUCGAAUACAGAGACAACUGAAAAUAAACAAUGGCAGGAAUGUGAAGAACCAAUUGAGACAACUGUCUACAAGAAUGUUUUGAUUUUGUUCCGAUUCAAUGAUCCGGAGCUACCCUUUAAAUUGAAGGACAUAAUAAUGUCAGAAUUGUGGCUACUUACACUACUUGAGGCAGGACUUCCUCCUUGGGCUAUAUUCCUACAGUCUUACCCUGGAUUCUCGCGACUUUAUCGUCCAUGGAUGUGCCCGCUGGCACGAGCUUUGUACGUGCUCAUCUCAUUCGUCACAGUUGCCAUUGGCUUCUAUGACCUGUACAAAAACAUACCACUUCUUAAAGCAACAGCUUCCCAUUUAUUUGGACCUCUUUUCGAUUGGAUAGAAGCAUGGGAAAUGGUUUCGAGGAUCCAGUAUUUGGGAACUAUGCUGUUUCUACAUAACUUUCAGAAAGCUGUGAAAUGCUUUCUUGUGGUGGCACGGACCAUCUUCUCAUUCCUUUCUGUCUUUAUUCUCCCCAUGGCGCGACCAUUUAUCCGAAUAUUGGAAUUCUUCCUUCCUCUUGUGAGCAUGCUUAUGGACAUAGCAGAGGAUUUCUUCUCUGUUAUUUGGAUGGUUGUCGAGACUACGUUUACAGUGGCAGGAGACAUUUUAGAGAUUUUGUUGCUACCAUUUUGGUAUGUGUUUGCAACAGCUUGGAAUAUUGUAAUGUCUUUGAUAUACCCUAUUGUUUGGAUGGUUUUUUAUGCUCCAUUUAAGCUGGUCCAUGGAUUAUGUAGAAUUCUAGCCUUCUUCUGUGCUUUUACGUAUAAUUUUCUUGGGACUAUAUGGCUAUCUGCAAGGGGCCUCUUUCAGCUUUCGAGGGGUGUCGAGACAACAACAGUGAUCACAUAUGAGGCUUCACUGUGGCGUUCUCUUUGGAAUGAUCUUUUCUCUCAGAUCUUUCGUGCCCUGAGGAGUAUUCUGAACGGCUUUGCGGUUUUCUUCAUGGCAUGUAACAGACAUCGUCUUAGCAUCUACAAUCAUGUGAAGGAGUUCAUCAAGAUACUAGUGCAUGCUAUGAGGAGUGCAUGUUCUAAAGGAACCAAGACCAACCACACCCAAACCCAACAAUCUGACUCUCAACUACUCGAGAGUAGAAGAAGACUGUCAAAUUACGAAUUGAAGUCCACCAAGUCCAUCUAGAUAGCUAGCACCCAGCCCCAAGGCCAAGGUGCGACUUUUACAACAUUAAUUUUCAUUUGGGAAUAUGUGUACCAGGUGUGUGUGUAUAUAUAUAUAUAUAUAGUGCAGAAAAUAUUAUCAUCAAAAUUCGUGUAUUCAUUCUACUAUAAAAAUAUAUGUAGAUAUAGAAUUAGCUCUCAUGCACUCGGACAACGUAUAAACUCACCAUUGAAGAUCCUAACUCUACACCAUAUCAACUAAUGGAGAGCUUCUUUUCACUCAGCCUAAUUUUUACAAACCGAAACCCAACUGUCAGAACGACGGUUUCGGUUCGGUUUGAACACGGUUUCGGUUUGAACCGUAACCGCCGGUUCGAAAACCGAAUGGGCAAGUCUGAUCUGGUAAGUAAGU